AUGUCGCUCUUACUCAUGAUACCAGCUGAGAUUAGGCUCGCCAUUUUCCGCUGGACCAUCUGUUCCGUGAACACACCGCCGUCACACCCUGCAGAAGAACAGCCAAUCCGUCGAAAUUUGAAGCUUACGGUCGGUUUCACUAAUCCGAAAAUUAAGCACCUUAGGCCUCCUAACCAUACUCUGCCGCUGCUUCUGGUGAACAGGCAGGUCUACGAGGAAGUCAAGGCCAUAUCCUGCCGCCUGUCCACAGACUACUAUGUCGACAUCAUGGUUGUCAAGAAGUCUGGGCUCUGGCCUACUUGGUCAAUUCCUGUCCUUCCUCAGACACAGUACAUCGACUCCAUCAACUGCACGCUUCGCAUCUUUGACCCCGUGCCCCCCAAGCCGUUGGAUGGUGCUCCCGGGCCCCAAUCCUUGUCCGAGAUUCAACUUGGCCAUGUCAAAAAGCUUGUCAUCGACAUUCUGGCACCUGUAGAGACGUCAACUAAUGAAAGCAUGGUAGUUGGUGACGGCCACGACAAGGCAGCCAGAAAACUUCUGGAAAACCACCCGGACCAUGACAAUGCGUCUAUUACGCCAGAGGAAUCUCUAGCGAGAUGCUUAUGUGAAUUUUUCGACAAAAUGUUGUCCUUCGGUCCCGAUGGUGAUAAAAUGGGUCGGUUCAUCUAUGAGCAAGUGGUAGAUAAUAUCGCUUUCACAGUGAACGGCAAAGAUUUCAGAGCGUUUGAGCUUGAAAGUCGGUUGAGAGAAGAGAAAGCCAAGUGGAGAUAUGAGACAGCUAGCUACAACGGAGGGGGUAAGAGACUUUCUGAGAAAUGGAUCCUGUGGGUGGAUAAGAGACGACAGAGGAUGAGAGAAGGACACAAGAUAGACUUCGAUCAAAGACCCUAUUCUGGCUUCUCGUUGUGA
Molecule: messenger RNA, 909 nt
Organism: Clonostachys solani
Lineage: Eukaryota; Fungi; Ascomycota; Sordariomycetes; Hypocreales; Bionectriaceae
Source: the annotation of a GenBank genome assembly